Molecule: messenger RNA, 510 nt
Organism: Struthio camelus australis
Lineage: Eukaryota; Metazoa; Chordata; Aves; Struthioniformes; Struthionidae
Source: RefSeq, a predicted model, not a curated record
CCGGCCCUGCAGCAGGCAGGAAAAAGCUCACAGAAGAAGUCGGGUUCCUGGGGCAGGAACGCCAAAAAACAGCAGGCUGCAGAUGUGGCCAGGAGGGACAGGUCCAAAACAUGCCCCAAAGUGAAUAAUCCCCAGCCCAGCCCAGCCGCGCAGAACAACUCCACGAGCUCCAAAAGGACAGGUUUUCCCCCAGAAACAAAGCAAGCUCUGUGUCCCUCAGUUAAGGGAAAGAAAAGUACCCCUCUCCUCCCCGCUGUGCCUAGCAAACUGGUGGCCAUUGACUGUGAGAUGGUGGGCACGGGGCCCGGCGGGCGCAUCAGCGACCUGGCCCGGUGCAGCAUCAUCGGCUACGACGGCGACGUCAUGUACGACCAGUACAUCCGCCCGGCCAACCCCAUCGUGGACUACCGCACCCGCUGGAGCGGCAUCAAGCGUCAUCACAUGGUGAAUGCCGUCCCGUUCAGCAAAGCCCAGCGAGAGGUGCGCUCCCAGGGGCGCCGAGCUGCGUGA